AUGCAGGAGGCAGUUGAGCAACUGUAUUGGCUGAACACACACUACUUCGAGAGUCACGACGUGGAGAGUGCGGAGAGAAAGGAUAGCGACGUGCGGGAGAAGAUGAAAGAGACUCUCUCUCUCUUAGACACACUGCAAGACCUGCUGCCAAGGGAGCAGUUUGCGUACCUGAGAGGACGGACGCUGAACGUCGUCCCAGAGCACAGCCCUGAGGCAGAGACACUCCUGGUGUCGGCAGUCAAGAGAGACCCGACUCUGGCCGGGGCCUGGGUCUGUGCCGGGGAGAGCUACUGGAAGAAAGGAAACAUACAACAGGCCCACGACUGCUUCACCUCUUCCAUCACCCACGCCAAAACAAAGGAAGCUCUGCGGUCUCUGUCAAUGGUCCUGCGACAGAUGGGCACUACCCCGGCAGAGCGAGGGGAGAGGGUGAGAGAGAGUGUUGAGAGGGCAAAAGAGGCUGUGGCUGAAGACGUCAAGGACGGAACUUCGUGGAUGAUAUUGGGAAAUGCCUACUUGUCGCAGUUUUUCACCACAAGCUCAGAGCCCAAGCUACUUAAACAGAGCAUGUCAGCCUACCAUCAAGCAGAGAGGGACAGCGGAGUGGCCAACAACCCAGAUCUCCACUUCAACAUGGCAUCGCUGUGUCUCUAUGAGGAGAACUACGAUGACGCUCUGACUGGAUUCAGGAGGGCCUCGGCCCUGGACCCUGGCUGGGACGCCCCGACACUCAAGAUCACAGAGACAACCGCCUUCCUACAGGCCAUGACCCACAGCCUCUCAGCUAAAGGGAAGAUGAAGCCGAAGAAGGCGGCCUCUCUCUCUGCCUCUCUCUCGACUCCCGACAAGUUCACCGGUCCCCUCUCGCAGUCAAAGACUCUUGUCUCUGUCAGCGACCUGAGACCAGGAGGCAACCCAGGAGCAGUGUUUGUGGGCGGAGUUUCAGCCGUUGUUCCUACAGCAAGUCGAGUCCCAUAUGCCUGUGCCCUGGUAGACGGCUCUGGGUCACACGUUGGACUAACCGUCUACAAUCUGGCAGACUCCGCCCACUUUAAUAUCGGUGACAUCAUCACAAUUCCCGACCCUCACUUCAAGAAAGUCCAGCUGGACGCUGACAAGGUAGAUUUCUGCAGUGUCCGGUGCACAGAACCACACCGUCUGCUGGUCAACGCCGAAAAACUGUCAACCGACAAACUGGCCUUAAACAGGAGCACACACAAAAUGGAGCACGUGUCUGGGCUAGCAGGGAGGUUCCAGCUUGGCAAAGCCGUCUCGUCAAGAGCAGCGGAGUUGUACCGGCUGGCGGAGGUGAAGGGGGUGCUGGGAGUGAGGGGGGUGACCUCGGCAGGUCUGGCUCUCGCCUGUCUGGAGGUCUCCGCGGGCCAGCUGGGAGAGACCUUUGACAAGACGCAGGCACAGAAGAUGUCGGGCCUCCCGCAGCGAGCCUACGCCAGCGUCGUCCGGAGCGUGGGGAAGAUCCUGAACCUUACGACCUCCGUGAGUCUCCGAGAGCUGGCCGUUAGGUUUGGUGCCCUCGAGGCCGAGCAGUUGGCCAUAGACACUCUCAGGAACUACAGAGAUAAGACGGAGUCCAUGUACAGUGAGACGCAGAAGGAGUGGCUGGACCUGACGGAACCUCUGUAUGCAGCUGCCGCCCUCUACGCUGCCUGCAGGGCAAUGAAGUUUCGUAGCGACAGAUCAGAGUUCCAGUCAGUGGCCAACUGUCCCAGCAGAGCAGUCUUCCAGAGUGUCCUCGACCAAAUGAAGGAUUGCGUCCCUAAGAUAGAGGUGGCAGCAGGUGGAAAGAAAACCAGAAAGAGGAAGGAAGGAGAUAAGGCAGCAGAUGCCACUGGACCAACUCAACAAAAAGAACAGCCUGAGACGAGAGAGGAGGGGGUCUCGUCACGGCAAGACGGCAGGGGGUCGAGAAGGUUGGCAAGGUCAAAGUUCACGAGGGAGAGCCUGUGGAGUAGAAUGGUCAGUUGUCCAGAGAGCAAGGACUACCUGCAGUGGAAGGAGGCCAUUCUGACUGCUGCCAGAGCCAGGAUUUCCCAGUAAUCCCUCAGGAAACUGACCAGUACAUUCUCAGGAAACUGGCUCAGUAAUCUCUCAGGAAACUAGCCAGUAAAUUCUCUCUGGAAACUGGCAGUAAACUCUCAAUGAUCUUUCAGGAAAUUGGACUCGGCAUAAUAUUGUCAUCUUCACAAAUCGCAUAUUUAUGCACCCAAUGAAGUUUUUUGCCAUCAUAUUAUUUUUAACUG
Molecule: messenger RNA, 2261 nt
Organism: Geodia barretti
Lineage: Eukaryota; Metazoa; Porifera; Demospongiae; Tetractinellida; Geodiidae
Source: the annotation of a GenBank genome assembly